Molecule: messenger RNA, 2526 nt
Organism: Brassica oleracea var. oleracea
Lineage: Eukaryota; Viridiplantae; Streptophyta; Magnoliopsida; Brassicales; Brassicaceae
Exons: 2
Coding region: 161-2290 (709 amino acids)
Source: RefSeq, a predicted model, not a curated record
AAUUAUCUUUCUUCUCUCUCUCUAGUCUUUAUCUUAUUUAAUUUCUCCAUCUUCCUUAUGAUCAAAUACCCAAAGCUCCAUCAUCUUUCUAUAUAAUUAGAAGAAGAAGAUAGGAAAGAAAUAAAACAAAGAACGUGUUUUCUUCAUUGUUAAACUGGAGAUGGUGUUUGGUUGGAGAAAAGCGUUUUGCAAUUCCGUUUCAAGUAAUCAACAACAAUCAUCAUCAUCAUCACACAUUCCUACACCAAGACUCCGAUCAAAGUUUGGUUUUUUCUCAAACCCAUCAACUCCCCGUAUCCAGUCUCCUGGCGGCAUCGGCCGUGGUAGUGGAAUCGGAUGCCGCUCCGCCGCUUCAACCUCAGCCGCUAACCCAUCUCUUCCCACUAGUCCCAAACUCCACUGCAGGACCACGAGCAAUGCAACUCCAAGGACCAGUAACAGCUCAACUCCUAAGCUUCUGUCUAACCCUUCUUCCCCUAAAUCAUCAUCCACUCAUGGCGGCGUUUCUCUCCUCCGUGCCACACUUAUUCUCAACAAAAGUAAUAAUAACAGAUGUGGGAUUUGCCUACAGAGGUUGAACUCGGGUCAAAUCAAUUCAACGGCGAUUUUCACGGCGGAGUGUUCACAUUCGUUUCACCUCUCUUGCGCCGUUAAAUUAGACGGCAAACGUUGCCCGUUCUGUUCCGCCGCCUGGAAUUACACGCCGAGGUCGGAUGCUGAGUCUGUGAAUUUCGAAUCCGACCCGGGGAGAGGACCCGAGAUCCGAGAAAUCAAGACGGGGAAAUCCUUAAGAGUGUACAACGACGACGAGACCUUAGCUUACUCGCCGGUUUCUCUUGCUCACUUCAACAGUAUACCGGAAUCAGACGAAAACGACGACGUAGACCAAGAAGGCCAUGAGUUUCCCGGAUUCUUUUCCGAUUCUUCGAUUACGCCGGCGUUUUCUGGUUCGAUUCCUCCCAUCUCCGGGACUCUGGAGGUUAAAUUGCUGCCGGAAUCCGCCGUCGUGGAAACAGGGAAACGGGUCGAGACGCACGUCGUCAUGAUGAAACUGAAGGCGUCUUUACCGUCGUCGUCGACGGCGGACGCGAUUAGAGCGAGCAGGCCGUCGAUAGAUCUGGUGACGGUUCUCGAUCUGAGCAGCGGCGGAGCGAGCUUGCGGACUGUUAAGCACGCGCUGAGACUGGUGAUCUCUCUGCUCCGGGAUAUGGAUCGGCUUUCGAUCGUCGUGUUCUCGACGGGAUCGAAACGGUUAAUGCCGUUACGACGGAUGACGGAUAGAGGACGGCGAUCGGCGCGGCGAAUCGUCGACGCACUCGUCGGAAUCGAAACCGCCGGCGGCGGGGGGAUGAGCGUUAACGACGCGUUGAAGAAAGCGGUUAAAGUCGUUGAAGAUCGGCGGGAGAGGAAUCCGUCGGCUAGUAUUUUUGUUUUAUCCGACGGUCAGGAUCAGCCGGAGGCGGUUUUGAAAGCUAAACUAAACUCCGCGCGUGUACCUUUCGUCGUUUCCACCACGCGCUUCUAUCGUUCGGAGAUCCCGGUACACUCCGUUUCAAUCGCUUCUCCAAGCGCGUUGCAUCACGCGCCGCUUCGAGACGCGUUCACGGAGCGAAUCGCUUCGUUGCUAAACGUGGUUCUCCAUGACGUGAAUCUUAACCUCGGUUUAGUCUCCGGUUCUCCGUUGACUGAGAUUUCAGCGGUUUACUCUUUAACGGGUCGGUCAGAGAGUUUCGGAUUCGGUUCGGCUGUUAUCGUCGGCGAUCUGCUCGCGGAGGAGGAGAGAGAAUAUCUCGUUGAGUUCAAAGUACCGACUCCGUCGAGCGGGUCCCACCAUGUAAUGUCCGUACGGUCUUCGGUCGUUGACCCCGCGACGCUUCAGCCAUUUCCUUGUCCGAAAGAAAAACGUUUUUUGAUCCCACGGCCACAGGCCGUCCGAUUCGUAUCUUCGAGCAUCGAACGGCUGAGGAAUAUACACUUGGUGUGUCGCGCUGUAACUGGUUCACGCAAGCUGAUUGAGCGUGAUGAUUUUGCUGGAGCAUAUCAGCUUCUAACGACGGCUCGGUCAAACGCUUCUGAUGAUGAUAGCUUAAUGAGCUUGGACGCUGAGUUAGCUGAGCUAAGCCGGUUGAAACCGAGAAUCGGUUUAGCAAACCGAACCGAAGAAAAACCUGAGCAACUUACGCCGACUUCGGCUUGGAAAGCGGCUGAGAAAUUGGCGAAAGUGGCUAUCAUGAGGAAGCAUUUAAACCGAGUCAGCGACAUGCACGGCUUGGAAAACGCCAGAUUUUAAGUUUUUUUUUUCUCCUAAAUAAUCUUAGUUAUUUUUGAAAAUAUGGUAUAUACUUAUUUCAGAAACCAAUAAUUUAGUAAGGUAAUAAUAAGUAUAAAAUGAUAGAAGUAUGAUUUUUGGAAAGGUACCCUAUAGGUGCAUGAUUGCGACAAGCAGUAGCCGACUGGUGUGGCCUUUUUUGUAAUGCAGAGAUUGGUAUUGGAGAAUUAAUUGGUCUUUUUAGCUUUUAUCAUCUU